AUGGCUGUUCUACGAGUAAGAUUCACUAAAACCCAGAGGGACAGGCUUGCCCAGGUUCUAUGGUUGCUGAACUGGAUCUCGGUGGUGACAGGCCUCAUCCUGUUCAGUCUGGGCCUUUUCCUAAAAGUGGAGAUCAACAAGAGGAGAGAGCUAAUGACCAAGCAGGAAGUUCAUUCUGUACCAGAUAUGCUAAUUGCAGUGGGGCUGAUAGCUUGUGUGAUUAAUUUUGUUGGAGGAAAGAUUUGCUAUGACUGUGUAGACACCAACAAGUUCUUGCGCUGGAAGCUUGUGAUGCUUCCUUAUAUAAUUUGCACAUUUUUCUUUACCCUGUGUGUGCUGGUCGGUGCCCUAAUGUGCUACACCAUGCAUGGGGAACUGAAGGAAUCCCUAGCAUUGGGCCUACAAGAUGCUAUGCGCUACUAUAAAGAUACAGACACACCAGGCCGUUGCUUCCUUAAAAGCACUGUUGACCUGCUGCAGAUCCAGUUCCAGUGUUGUGGUAAUGCAGGCCACAGGGACUGGUUCCAGAUUCAGUGGAUCAGCACUCGUUACCUGGACAUGUCCAAGCGAGAAGUGGUGGACCGUUUACGCAGCAACGUGGAAGGAAAGUACCUGGUUGAUGGGGUACCUUUCAGUUGCUGUAACAUCAACUCACCUCGACCAUGCAUUCAGUAUCAAAUCACCAACAACUCAGCCCACUUUAAUUACAACUACCAGACAGAGGAGCUCAACUUAUGGAGUAAAGGCUGUCACCAGGCUUUGGUGGAAUACUUCACCGACAUAAUGCACUCAAUCGGCCUUAUUGUGCUUCUCAUCUGGCUGUUUGAGCUGUCUGUCCUCACUGGUGUUCGGUACUUGCAAACAGCUCUGGAGAACAUGCUGCUUCAAGGAGAUCCCGAGUCUGAAUCAGAAGGAUGGCUGUUGGAGAACAGUUUUGCGGAGACUGCACGCUCUAGCUUAAUCAUCAUAAAAAACCUGGGCAAGUGCAAUCAGAUUGAGGUUGAAAAUGGGGACCCCAAUGUAAACAGGCCAUCCACAGCACACUAUGGUCCUGAUAAUGUACCUCCAAAGCAGAUGCCUGUGGCCAGUUAA
Molecule: messenger RNA, 1092 nt
Organism: Neoarius graeffei (lesser salmon catfish)
Lineage: Eukaryota; Metazoa; Chordata; Actinopteri; Siluriformes; Ariidae
Gene: prph2la
Product: peripherin 2-like a
Exons: 3
Coding region: 1-1092 (363 amino acids)
Biological process (GO): visual perception
Cellular component (GO): membrane
Source: RefSeq, a predicted model, not a curated record